AUAUUCAUCAUCUUUCGAUUUAAGCUCAUGAAGCUAGUGCUCCCGCAUAUUGGCCCUGCAUCAACAUCUCUUUAUCCUUGUUCGGCAUUCGAGUCGUACAUUGAACGCCAUGAGUUUCUGUGAAGAUUGUAUCAAAGGGGUCAAACAUGAAGGAACUCCCGAAGGGAAAUGGGAAAAUAUCAACGGAGUUGAAUGCUACGUUGGCACUCCCAGUGGUGAAUACCAGAAAGACAAAGUUCUUCUCUACCUCAGCGACAUAUUCGGACCACAGCUCCCGAAUGCUCAGCUUUUGGUGGACGGUUUUGCAAAGAACGGUUUCAAAACAGUGGCCCCCGAUUUCUUUGAGAAGGAUGGAGUGCCUUUUGAUCUAUUCGACUCUGAGGAAAAACGACAAGCCUUUGACCUCCAAAUCUGGUUUAGUCGCCAUGGACCCCACAUUACGCGUCCUCUCCUUGACAAAGUCGUUGCCGCGCUCAAGGGACAAGGUGUAACAACGUUCGCUGCGACUGGGUAUUGUUAUGGAGGCAGACUUGUCUUCGAUUUAGCAUUUGAGAAUAUCACUUCUGCGUCUAUUGCGAACCACCCAUCGCAUUUGAAGUCUCCAGAGGAUUUGGAGAAAUACUUCUCCACCUCCCGCGUUCCACUGCUUCUUAAUACUUGCACCGUCGACGAACAGUUUCCUCUACCCGCUCAAUCCCAAGCCGAUGUCAUAUUCGGUGAAGGUAAAUUCACUCCUGGAUACAAACGCGAGUAUUUCGAUGGCUGCACGCAUGGAUUUGCUGUGAGAGGAGAUUUGAGCAUUCCUGAGGUGAAAGCGGGGAAGGAAGGAGCAUUCAAGGCUGCUGUGGAGUGGCUAUAUAAGUAUGGAUUUGUACAGGAGGGAAAGGCAUCGAAGUAAGCAACUUGGCUCGUGGAGUGGUUGUAUCACUACAGAUUUGGGCCAGAGGGUAGGCCAGUUUCCAGCAACAUAUCCAGCUGUAUUAU
This is a messenger RNA of Lentinula edodes (shiitake mushroom), 984 nucleotides long. RefSeq names its product dienelactone hydrolase. The transcript has 7 exons. The record is from RefSeq and is a predicted model, not a curated record. Bases 110 to 898 code for a protein of 262 amino acids. Gene Ontology annotation, molecular function: hydrolase activity. Lineage: Eukaryota; Fungi; Basidiomycota; Agaricomycetes; Agaricales; Omphalotaceae.